Molecule: messenger RNA, 1500 nt
Organism: Aspergillus japonicus CBS 114.51
Lineage: Eukaryota; Fungi; Ascomycota; Eurotiomycetes; Eurotiales; Aspergillaceae
Product: SNG1 family protein
Exons: 2
Coding region: 1-1500 (499 amino acids)
Cellular component (GO): membrane
Source: RefSeq, a predicted model, not a curated record
AUGACCUUCUACGCACGCGCCCGACGGCAGAAGCACCUGAGCAUCCACGACCCGGCGGUGCGGUCGCUGCGCUUGGCGGUGCUCAAAGCGGCGGGGAUCAACCUGCUGGUGCUGCAGCUGCUGUUCCUGGGGCUGUUUUGCUACCUGUUCGGCUCGCUCUUCCAGCAGACGACGCAUGUGCACAAUCUGAACGUGGUGUUCGUGGACUACGACGGCGGCGCCAUCGGGGAGGCUGUCCGCGCCGCGUACCAGCAGCUGCAGGGCCCGGGGUUCCCAACCCUAACCGAGCACGCGACGGCGCAGUAUCCCCAGUCGGACACUAUCACGACCGCCGUCUGCCACAUUGACUACUGGGGCGGGCUGUACAUCGCUCCGAACGCAUCGGAUCAGCUAGCCGCCGCUCUCGCCAGCGGCGCACCGCACUCCCCCGACGAGGUGCUCACCCUGGUGUGGAACGAAGCGCGCUACUCCACCGUGGUGGACUCGGCCAUCUACACCAGCAUGCAAACGCUCUCCAACGCCGCGCGCAUCGCCUACACCAGCACCAUCGCCCCAAACAUCUUCACCAACACCACCAGCACCAACCUCACCACCACCCUCACCACCCUCUCCCAACCCUGGACCCUAACCUCCACCAACCUGCAACCCACCACGCAAGGCUCGCGCCUCAUCUACAACACACUGGUAAUAAUCCUCAUCAUGAUCCAAGAAUUCUUCUACCUGGGGUACAUCAACAGCGUCUACCAACAAUUCCACCUAUACACGACCGUCGCCCCGCACCGAAUCGCAAUCAUCCGGCAACUGCUGGCGGGGACCUACACGAUGCUGGGCUCGCUCUCCACGACCGGCGCCGUCUGGGCCUUCCGGUACGGCUGGCGCGUCUCCGGGGCGCAGUUCGUGCUCACCUGGCUGGCGCUGUGGCUGUUCGCGCACCUGAACUUCCUGGUGCUGGACCUCUUCACGAUCUGGAUCCCGCCGCCCUUCGUGCCGAUGGCGUUCAUCUCGUGGAUCGUGGCCAAUGUCACCUCCAUUCUGCUACCAUUUGAGCUGGCGCCGGCUUUCUAUCGGUGGGGGUAUGCGUUGCCCGCGCAUGCGGUGUUCCAGGUGCUCGUGGAUGUCUGGUCCCGUGGGUGUAAUCCCCAGUUGGGGUAUGCACUUCCUAUACUGUUUGGGUUUGAGGUGCUCGGGUUGUUGGGAAGUACGGUCGGGGUGUAUCGCAGGGCACAUUAUGCGGUCCUGGCGAUGGAGAGGGAGGAGAGGGGGUGGCAGGAGAAGGUCGCUGCUGCUGUUGCGGCGGCGGUGAAGAUGAAGGAGAAGGGGGAGGGAGAGGGGGAGGGGGAAGGGGAAGGGGAGGGCUCGGCGGGGACCGGGCAGCAGCUACAGCGAGAGGAAGAGGAAGAGCGGAUGGAUCAGCUUGCCCGAGAAUUGUCGCAGGUGGAGAGGUCGGCUACUCGCAGGCAGAAGCCGGGGCCUUGUUUCGAUUUGCCGUUCACUGAAUGA